Molecule: messenger RNA, 2165 nt
Organism: Mizuhopecten yessoensis (Yesso scallop)
Lineage: Eukaryota; Metazoa; Mollusca; Bivalvia; Pectinida; Pectinidae
Exons: 10
Coding region: 247-1242 (331 amino acids)
Source: RefSeq, a predicted model, not a curated record
ACAUCAACUACAACCACACCUACUAUAACCACACCUACAACAACGACACUUACAACAAUCAUACCUACAACAACUACGCCUUUUGUUAUCCAACCAACCACACUUACUCCUGGUAGCUCUGUUAUUUCAGCAGAACAAAUAGUUAUUGCAGUAAAUUUGACGGUCGUUGUGGAGAUUGCGUUUGACAAAGACUUGACGGACAAAUCAUCUCCUCUUUAUCGAACUUAUAGCGAGUCAUUCCGUAACAUGAUUUAUACCAAGUACAAAGACACAGAUGGGUUUGAGAGUGUGACUAUCAUCGGGUUUACGAAAGGUUGCGUUGAAUGUAACUAUAGACUAAGAAUUGCUGCUGGUAAGUCGAUAAACUCAACCCUGCAAUCCGUCAGGAAUAAUGCAUGGGACAACGAGACAUUGGAACUGCCUGGUAACGAAAUAGUCAACAUUAAUCGGUCAAAGACAGACAGGAAAUGGAUGACAUAUUUACAAAUAGCGGAAAACUCAAGUGUGUGUGAAUUACAAGAUAACUGCAAUAGAUACCAAAUUUGCAAAGAAAAUGAUAACUUGAAUUACCCUUUCAAUUGUAAUUCGAAAUGCACGUACGAUGAAUGUGGUGACUACGGAUAUUGCUUACUUCAUCCGUCAGGGAACACAAGGUGCAUAUGCCUCCCAGACACCGUAUUCGAGCAUUACAGUGAUAGCUGCUUAAAGUCUAGUGACCUCACAAACAUUCUGGCAGUUACCGCAGGGUUAGGAGGAGCAGUGAUCAUCGUCAUAAUAGUCGUCAUCGUAUGUGUAUGCAAGAAAAGAAGGACAACAAAGAAAACCCAUAGUAAUACAAGACAUAACCGAGUUUAUGGCAGUGCAAUCAGUAUGCCAACAAGAAUGGAGAACUUGAGGGCAAAUAGGGCGUACAAUAUUAGAGAGAGAGCUGACCGGGGACCACCAAGACGGGAACACAUGGUGGGGAGUUCCGAAAAUGAACGCCCGGCAGCCUAUUAUAACGGCUGGGAAAGUAUCAGUGACCAACCAGCUGCACCGCCUCGGAUGUAUUUGCCAAUGGAAAUAUGGGACUCGCCACGUGACUACCACACCUCAGCGGCGAUUGAGCAAAGAAGACCCCAGUACGUUGAGCCCGGUGAUGCAUACAGGUUAUUAGACACAGAAAAUCAGCUUUAUAUCCGACGCCCAAGGUUGUCAACACAACACAGCGACAUGUUUGGGUACCGGGAACGGUUCGUUUAAGAUUUAUUAAGUGAGGAUGACAUUUAUACGCGUAUUUAACAAUAUAACAUUCCUUGCUUUGCGAAUCUUUUAAACUGUGACAUUAUUGAUGAAUUCUCAUAGAAAAGUUUCUUCAUGAUUUUCUGUGGUCAGGCGUGUGAACAUUUUAGACACACUAUAAUUAACAGGUUAGCUAUUUAGAUAAUAAGAUGAAUAUAAAGCUCAUUAAUUUUGUCUGUGAUAUACAAACGAUGGUCUAAAGACGAGGACAACAGGUGUGCGACUUCGGUCAGCUUGCCAAUGGAAGUUCCACUGCAGCACUCGUUGUAUGGAAUAUAUGUGAACGGCACUGCAGCACUGCAAUGAAUGGAAUAUAUGUGAACGGCACUGCAGCACUGCAUUGUAUGGAAUAUAUGUGAACGGCACUGCAGCACAGCAAUGUAUGGAAUAUAUGUGAACGGCAAUGCAGCACUGCAAUGUAUGGAAUAUAUGUGAAUGGCACUGCAGCACUGCAAUGUAUGGAAUAUAUGUGAACGGCAGUGCGGCACUGCAUUGUAUGGAAUAUAUGUGAACGGCAGUGCAGCACUGCAUUGUAUGGAAUAUAUGUGAACGGCACUGCAGCACUGCAAUGUAUGGAAUAUAUGUGAACGGCACUGCAGCACAGCAAUGUAUGGAAUAUAUGUGAACGGCAAUGGAGCACUGCAAUGUAUGGAAUAUAUGUGAACGGCACUGCAGCACUGCAAUGUAUGGAAUAUAUGUGAACGGCAGUGCAGCACUGCAUUGUAUGGAAUAUAUGUGAACGGCACUGCAGCACUGCAAUAUAUAAAAUGUAUGUGAACGGCUGGCUUAUCGGCUAUCAUUUAAAUGGUAAAUUCGGAUAUAUCUCGCCUGCUGGACAGGAGAACAGGAACUAGAGAUAGAGAAGCUGACUUGAUGGAACUGUA